Messenger RNA from Synchiropus splendidus (mandarinfish), 3691 nucleotides. It is a transcript of the gene brdt, whose product is annotated as bromodomain, testis-specific. The record is from RefSeq and is a predicted model, not a curated record. Gene Ontology annotation, cellular component: chromatin; nucleus. The transcript is spliced from 20 exons. Bases 445 to 3204 code for a protein of 919 amino acids. Gene Ontology annotation, biological process: positive regulation of transcription elongation by RNA polymerase II; chromatin remodeling. Lineage: Eukaryota; Metazoa; Chordata; Actinopteri; Syngnathiformes; Callionymidae.
GUUUCGCCGUGUCGACACGAGAAUGAUGAUGUUCCUUGUGUGCUUACUUAUUUUGCGUUCUUAGAGGUGAUACGACAUUGUUUCGUUCUUACGUUUCUUUGUCCCGGAAAUGACUUGGAUAAGAACGUAUUUGGAGUACUAACGCAAUUCAUUUCCCGGCCGUAAACGGUUUGUUGAUAUACUUUAUUCAAAACUCGUGAGAGCGUCACUUAAGUUGAAUGCUAACGUUAGCAUCGCACACGUUUUAUUUCGAAUCGGUGACGUAAUAAAGGAGGCGCCAACGCUUCUAAGACGUUGCCGCUCUUUUAUCCGUGGUUUAAAACGUAAAUCUGAAAAGCUCGAAUCUUAUUACGUCCGCGACCGUGAAGAAAAGUGGUUUACUCCGCCUCAUUGGUUACAUUUGACGCCUGACGACCGAAAGCUGACAACCAAAAGAUCUGAACGAUGUCCAAUAAAAAAACGUGUCAGAAACUAUGUGAAAACCCCCCUCCACCAGAUGUCAUUAACCACAAGAGGCCAGGACGUUUGACCAAUCAGCUUCAAUAUCUUGAGAAGGUGGUGGUCAAGGCUUUAUGGAGGCAUCAGUUUUCCUGGCCUUUCCGGCAGCCUGUUGAUGCGGUGCAACUGUGUCUUCCAGAUUACUAUACGAUUAUCCAUAAUCCAAUGGAUCUUGGCACCAUCCAGAAACGUCUCCAAAAUAGGUUUUACUGGUCAGCGCAGGAGUGUAUCCAAGACUUCAACACAAUGUUUACCAACUGUUAUAUGUACAAUCGUCCAGGAGAUGACAUAGUUUUCAUGGCACAGACCUUGGAGAAGAUAUUUCUGUAUAAAGUUGCAGAGAUGUCAAAAGAAGAACUGGAAGUUACAUUUGAUUCAAAAGACAACACAAGAAGCAAGAAAACAAACAAUGAUAUGGUGAAGAAGAAGCCCUGUGUGUCAGAGGUUGUUCUCCAGCAAACUCUCACCGUUAUUUCUUCUAAUGCACCUUAUACCAUGUCCCCUAUCUGCGUGACACCACAGCUUGAUACAGCAAUUAAAAAGGACCUCAAGAUCGAUGCAGACCAACAGUCACCCCCUAAUCCUACCUCAUCACACACUAACAAUGAGGGGAGAAAGCAACCCACAGUACCUUGCACGUUGGUAUCCCGAAAAGGCAGCACCAGACCCAUCAAACGCCCUGUAAGAGACUUGCCUGACUUUGAAAACAAGAGGGCAAAACUUUCCAAACAGCUCACUUACUGCAGUGACAUCCUGAAGGAGAUGUUCUCAAAAAGACAUUUUGUUUAUGCAUGGCCUUUCUAUAACCCAGUUGAUGCAGUUGCUUUGGGGUUGCAUGACUAUCAUGACAUUAUUAAAGAGCCCAUGGAUCUCAGCAACAUUAAGAAGAAAAUGGACCAGCGGAAGUACAUGAAUGCCAAAGAGUUUGCUGCUGAUGUCAGACUGAUGUUCUCCAACUGCUACAAAUAUAAUCCACCUUCUCAUGAAGUUGUUUACAUGGCCAGGAAACUGCAGGAAGUUUUUGAGGCUCGGUUCAUGAAGAUUCCACAAGAGUCAGUGGCUACCGAUGUUGUACCAUGUCAAAAAAUUGUCAUGGUGAAGAAAGGAUGUAAAAGUUCUCCAUCUGACAGUGAGAGCUCCUCUGGUCAGCAAAGUUCAUCAGAAGAGGUUGUCCAACAGUUGGCCGACCUAGAGGAGCAGUUGAAAGCUGUCAGCAAUCAGCUUAAAAGGCUCUCUCAAGACCCCUUGCUGAAACCAAAGAAGAAGAAAAAAUUGAAAAAGGAAAAGAAACGAAAAGAAAAGGACAUUGCUCGACUAAAGCACAAGUCAUUAAAAUGCAAAUCUGUUCAAAAUCUGACUCGCACAAGCAGUAUCCUGCAUGGGACUGGGGUUCACGUACCACAUCUGAAAUGUAACCUUCAAGGUCCGUCAGCAUCAAUGACGUUUCAUGAAAUAAAGGGGCUACAAUCAGAUGUGAAAAAGCUGACUGGUGAAAAACUUGUCAAGAUAUUCGACAUCAUUCGUGCCAGGGAGCCCGGAUUAGAAAUCUGUGAUCCAGAGGAGGUCGAGAUCGACUUUGGAACUCUGAAGCCAUCAACGCUGCAAGCAUUAAAGAAGUAUGUUAAAGCCUCGAAAAAAAUCAAGAAAGUCAGCAUAAACAUUCGGAAGAACCCAGAGGUGAAAACUGAAAAUAUGAAGAACUCUGUGAAACAGCAGGCUCAAGAACAGAAAAUGAACAAGCCAUUAGUGAAACCAGUGGCUUUGCCUUCACUUCAUGUGCCGUGCCUCAGUGAAAGUGGCAGCAGCUCAUCAGACGAUUCUUCUAGUGAGAGUGAUUCAGAUGUGAAAGCAAAGUCACACAGUGGUCAAGUGCCUGUAAAGCCAACUGAGAAUUCAGCAGCCUUGAGAAAAGGGAUGAUUCAAAGUAAUUUAUUGGUUCAUCCACCUCCUGCUGUUCAGUCGUCACAACCAGCCAGAACUCCUUCACACAGCUUUGACCACAACACCACAUUGCCUCCAGAUUUGUCUGCCCUGUUGUCUCCGAUGACAUCACCCAGAAAUAUAAUGGAUGCCACCAGAUUUGAGGGUUCCCUGCUUUCUCCUCUGAGCGACAGUCCAGAUCAGUCUCAAGACAUCAGACUGUUGAAUUUCAGUACCUCUAAACACCAUCUUAAUAAUCAGGCUUUCUUCCCUCACCCCAACUCUGGGGAAGGAUCUGAUGAACAAGUCCCCCAGUCUGCCAAGAAGGACAUCGUUUUGAAAAAUGCUGAGUCUUGGGCUAAAUUAGUGAGAGAGUCUGUCACCGCAGCAACAAUUAAGUCCUCCAACCAGAGUUUCCAGCUAUUUCGUCGGGCUGCCAUGGAAAAAGAGGAGCGUGAAAAGGCCCUAAAAAAGAAACAGCUGGAGGACAACAGACAGGUUGUGGCCACAGAAGAUAGUGUUCUCAACCAAGCGGAUUCCCAUCCUCCCAAACGUGAACAGAGUCCAGGGGGGCUGUUCUCAGAAGCCACCACAGAUGUUUCUAAAGAUGAGGAGCAUAAAUCUCCUGAUGAGACUGUGCAUCACAUCAUGCGGUCCCCACUGGAACAGGAGCGAGAGGUGGCACGAAAGAGAGAGCAAGAACGACGAAGACGAGAGGCUCUGUGUGGCUUUGACAUGACGAUGCAGCAGGACAUCAUGGCCACUUUUGAGCUUUUCCUGGACUGAAAAAUAAUUAAACGCCCAAAGGACCAUUCAAAUGGAGUUUCCUUGGUCAAUAUCCAGAGUUCUUCAAUGACAAAUUCAUGGGGGACUUCCACUUAAAUGUCACUUGUUGAACAUGUUUUUCAUCAAAGAUGAUCCACAAUUUGAGUUCUCCACUGUUCUGGGAUCACUGGAUGAAAAUGGCCCUCCUCCCUCGACUGCUUGCAGCUGAGGCACGCUCGCUGUGUUCUAAUAUCCCUCUUGUCCACAAGGUUGCUCAAAGGGCAGUGGUCUCGGUCUCUCCUUUUUUGUUCAAACGUUUGCCCUUUCUAAGAGUUGGUGUUUCACUUGUUGUUGCCACAUAUGUUGCCUUUUCAGCUUGUUAUUAUAUUGGUUCAGAUCAUUUAUUUGAUCUAAUUGCUUCACCACUGCCUGUUGUUGUAUAUUUGUGCACUGCACGGUUAUGCUGCCACGGCUGAUCCAGCGUCGCUCUUGGAUGUGAAGCGGCAUA